AUGAAAUUUACAAAUACAUUAUUUGGUAAUCUCAAUAAAAUUCAUUGGAAUAGACGUGUUUGGGAAAUUGGAUAUAGAGGACCAAAUUUAUCCCAAAGAAAAGCUACUGGAAGGCCAAACUAUCCUGUAACUCCUUAUAGAGUUGCGUUAUUACGAGAAAGAUUUGAAAGGGAAUACAGUGUUAUGAGAUACCUUUCUACACCAUAUUUGACAAAUGAUAAAGAACAACCUUAUUGGGAUAAAUAUGGUAGUCCAGAAGAAUUAAGAUUAGCUAAACAAAAGGAAAUUGAACAAGCCACUAUGCCAGGAAAACCUAAAAGAAUUAGUGAAUUUAAGAAAGCUGAUAAAAAAGUUGCAAAUUUAGGUAAUAUGCUUCAUUAUAAUAGAACCGUUGAAGAUUCUUUAAAAGACCUUAUUAGAAGAAAUCGUUGGGAUUGA
Strongyloides ratti is the source of this 438-nucleotide messenger RNA. RefSeq lists its product as hypothetical. The record is from RefSeq and is a predicted model, not a curated record. NCBI's taxonomy places the organism in Eukaryota, Metazoa, Nematoda, Chromadorea, Rhabditida, Strongyloididae. The transcript has a single exon. Bases 1 to 438 code for a protein of 145 amino acids.